Molecule: messenger RNA, 1677 nt
Organism: Lytechinus variegatus (green sea urchin)
Lineage: Eukaryota; Metazoa; Echinodermata; Echinoidea; Temnopleuroida; Toxopneustidae
Product: muscarinic acetylcholine receptor M1-like
Exons: 1
Coding region: 61-1203 (380 amino acids)
Biological process (GO): adenylate cyclase-activating adrenergic receptor signaling pathway
Cellular component (GO): membrane
Molecular function (GO): G protein-coupled receptor activity
Source: RefSeq, a predicted model, not a curated record
UGUUCAGUUUCCUCAACUUGAAUCAGAUUUUAAGUAACGAACCUCACAUGGACGACGACCAUGGCGAAUACGACUACUCCUGCUAAUGUUCCUUCUGAGGAGGGAGAACAACCGUAUUCAUCUGCUUCUCUCGCCAUCAUAUCCCUGAUCAUGGGGGUCAUCAUCGCUGUCACAAUCGUCGCCAACUUCUUGGUGAUUUUAGCCUACAGCCGCGUCUCCCAGAUACGGGACAAAGUCGGCAAUCUGCUCAUCUUGAAUCUCGCAGUCACGGACUUCAUGGUCGGUGUAUUCAGUUUGACUUUUAACUUUGUAUGGCUGUUGAGAGGCUUUUGGCCACUGGGUGAAGUCAUCUGUAAGCUCUGGCUGGUCCUGGAUUACACCAUAUGUUGGAUGUCUAUGAUCACGCUGGUCCUCAUCAGUUGGGACCGUUACUGCUUGGUCAGUAUGGGUCUCAAGUACAAGACAUACCAGACGAAGAAGCGGGUGGGACUGAUCCUCGCCGUCGCUUGGACUGUCGUUCUUCUUCUUGUCACUUUGAUCGCGUUUGCUUGGAGUCCAAUAUCAGGAGAGUCCAACAUAGAUUAUGACAGAAUGUGCACCAUGGAAUUCAUAGUUCUGGGCUACGCGCCUCUGGCUAUUAACAUGAUCCCGUUUGGGAUAUUGCUCGUAUGUGUAGUCAUUCUGAAUUCAUAUGUGUACGCUAACAUCUAUCAAAGGUCUAAGGUUAGAUUGAGUCACAUAGGAAAAGAUAAAGUGAAAUAUACUACUACAAAACUCGACGGCAAGGCCAACGGGUCACCUAGCGUCUCAUCAAACAUGACAUUGACGACUGAACGCUUGUCAGGUAACACGGAAGAGAUCGAGGCUGCAGAAGCAACUACACUCAACACCCUCGAAAAGGGUGAAGACGUUGCAGAAAAGGAACGGAUAACCCUUGCCCGACACAAGAAAGCGGCUAUCGUUCUCAGUAUCUUGACGGGAGUCUUCGUGGUGUCCUGGUUGCCUUACAUAACAACAACAGUGAUCUACGCCAUGUGUAUGGAUUGCGUGUCGGAUACCGCUUGGGAGGUGACUGAAGUGCUGGGAUGGUGCAACUCGACCAUAAAUCCGUUCAUAUACGCUGCCACCAAUCUUCAAUUUCGUAAAAUCCUUCGAAGAUACCUCCGUGUUGAUCGAUGGUGGUGUGGGUCAAAGCGGUCUUGACGACGGUGUACCCUGAUACGAGUGGUCAGUGAAGUUAAUGGUGAUGGUUGGAACUGACCAACGUGGUAAUUUUAACAUGAAUAUGCGGUCCAGUCUUAUUGAUAGCCGUGUAUUUUGAAUUUUAAUUUGAAUUAGAAUUUUAAAAACCACAUAGCAGCCAAGACUUGUUCUUCCAUCCCAUCUCGUUGGUUCCUGAACUGAGAGAUUCAAACUUAGUGGAAUCCAUUUAAACCAAAAAAUGAAAAUAAUAUCCAAACUAGUGAUAAACUAUAUACUUAUUUCGUAUUAUUUUCUUCAUGUUUAAAUACUGUAUUGCAUGGUGGAAAAUAAAUUAUCCACCAACUUUAGCAUGUUUUGUAUCCUUGACUAUCCAGUGAUAGUUGUACAUAUUAGAACUAUACCUCUUGAUUUUAAAUCAACGUGGAGCGUUGUGGCCCAGUGGAUUGGUCUUCUGACUUUUAAACAGAGGGUCGU